Phaeoacremonium minimum UCRPA7 is the source of this 2778-nucleotide messenger RNA. Its product is annotated as putative dihydroxyacetone synthase protein. NCBI's taxonomy places the organism in Eukaryota, Fungi, Ascomycota, Sordariomycetes, Togniniales, Togniniaceae. Gene Ontology annotation, biological process: pentose-phosphate shunt. The transcript has 7 exons. Gene Ontology annotation, molecular function: transketolase activity. Gene Ontology annotation, cellular component: cytosol. The coding region runs from base 1 to 2778 and encodes 925 amino acids. The record is from RefSeq and is a predicted model, not a curated record.
AUGCCUGCGGGCGACGCACUUCACGUCGCCACAGCAAGCGAGAUGGUGACAAAAGACAAAAAGACGACAGCGCUUUCGGAGGAGCAUGAUAUUGUCCUUCGCACAUUCCGACUGUUGAUAUCAGAUCUAUGUCAACAGUUUGGCGGUGGACAUCCCGGUGGUGCCAUUGGCAUGGCUGCAAUUGGAGUCGCGCUGUGGAAAUACGUUAUGCGAUAUGCGCCGCAUACCCCUGAUUACUUCAAUCGAGACAGAUUUGUCCUCUCAAACGGCCACACAUGUCUCUUCCAGUACACCUUCCUGCAUUUGACGGGAUACAAGGCGAUGACAUUGGACCAGCUCAAGUCUUAUCACUCGGACCGUGUUGAUGCGCUGUGCCCUGGACACCCAGAAAUCGAGCAUGAGGGUAUUGAAGUAACAACGGGGCCUUUGGGCCAGGGCAUCACAAAUGCAGUCGGUCUUGCAAUGGCAACGAAGAACCUGCAAGCCACCUAUAACCGGCCGGGUUUCGAUGUUGUCUCCAAUCACACGUGGUGCAUGAUCGGCGAUGCAUGUCUCCAGGAAGGCGUUGCGCUUGAGGCUAUCUCAUUUGCUGGCCAUCUGAAGCUCAACAAUCUCACUGUCAUCUACGAUAACAACCAAAUCACAUGCGACGGCUCGGUAGAUCUCACGAAUACCGAAGACGUGAACGCGAAGAUGCGAGCAUGCGGCUGGGAUGUCAUUGAAAUCGAAGACGGCUGCUACGAUAUCGAGGGUAUUGUGCAUGCAUUGGAGCAAGCGAAGAAAUCACAGUCAAAGCCGACCUUCAUCAACGUCAAGACUGUCAUUGGGCUUGGGAGCGCCGUUGCGGGUAAGGCCGAGGCUCAUGGUGCUGCAUUCGGGGAGAACGAUGUGAAGAACAUGAAGAAGGCGAAUGGAUUCAACCCUGACGAGUACUUCGUCGUUGGAGAGAAAGUACGGACCUUCUUCGAAGAUCUUCCCUCAAGGGGAGAGAAAUUCGUCGCCGAGUGGAAGGACCUGGUGGAUCGCUAUGUUCAACAAUAUCCAGAACUUGGCGAAGAAUUCAGAAGCCGUGUCCGCGGCGAGAUACCGUCGCACUGGAAAGACCUGAUCCCACAAUCCUUCCCAGAUGGUGAUACUGCCACUCGCGCAUCUUCUGGUCUAGUAUUCAACCCGAUCGCAAAGGAGAUCAACUCUUUCCUAGUUGGAACAGCAGAUCUGUCUCCAUCAGUGAACAUGAUCUGGAAGGGCAAAGUCGACUUCCAACAUCCCGAUCUCCGAACGACAUGCGGCAUCAAUGGAUCCUAUGCUGGACGCUACAUACACUACGGCAUCCGUGAACACGCCAUGUGCGCCAUCUCCAACGGACUUGCAGCCUUCAAUCCGGGAACAUUCAUCCCUGUCACCUCCUCCUUCUUCAUGUUCUAUCUCUAUGCAGCACCCGCGGUGCGCAUGGGCGCUUUGCAACACCUGCAGGUCAUCCACGCAGCGACCCACGAUUCCAUCGCGGACAGUGAAGAGACUGCUGGGGCUUGGGAAAUCGCAAUUGGAGCGAAGGGAACCCCAAGCAUUAUCUCGACCUCAAGGCACAAAGUUCCUCAACUGAAGCAGACAAGGCGAGGCAGUGUUGCUAAGGGUGCGUACGUUGUCGAGGAGGACGAAGAGGCGGAGAUCACAUUGAUCGGAGUCGGUGCCGAGCUGUCCUUUGCAUUAAAUGUGGCCAAGGAGUUGAAGGGCCAGGGAGUCCGAGCCAGAGUUAUCAGCUUCCCUAGCUGGAGGCUGUUUGACGCACAGCCAGUGGAGUACCGAAGGAGCAUACUCAGAAGACACAAAGGCAUACCUGCCGUUGUCAUCGAGCCGUAUGCUCCGAACGGUUGGGAAAGUCCUGCGUUGUCAAUUGAUAGCAUCAUGUCGCAGUCUUGGACACAUCUUGUACGAUUCCUGGCGGAGGAGGAUGGCCAGAUCCAUCUCGGCCAGAUCGAUGCGAAAACCUAUCCAGAUGUUGGUCUGGCUUUAGAGAAAGGCGAAAAAGUCACAGCGAACCUGAUUGAAGGCAGUGUUUUUGACGGCGUGGUGACGGACAAGGUCCUGACAAUCGGGCAGCGACCAAAGCUCCAAGCGCCUUUGAGGAUAGAUGAGAUACCCAUCAUUCGAUGCUUAGGCUUGAACUACCGCGACCACGCUAAGGAGGCAAACAUGGCAAUCCCAGAUGUGCCCGUCCUGUUCAUCAAGCCACGGACCGCCAUCAACGGACCGGCGCCUGCCAAAAUCAACAUUCCCAAGAUCUCGCAAGAUGGGUCGAGUGACUAUGAGGCGGAACUGUCCAUCGUCAUCUCCAAAUCCGGGCGUGAUAUUCCUAAGGAGAAAGCUCUGGAGUAUGUUCUGGGGUAUACGUGCAGCAACGAUGUAAGCGCGCGGACGCAGCAGUUCAAAAACAGCCAAUGGUGCUUCUCAAAGGGCUUUGACGGCUCAUGCCCGAUUGGUCCUGUGCUGGUGGCACCGUCAGCUAUAAGCGACCCCCAUUCUCUCGGCAUCAAGGCAAUUCUGAACGGACAGACGGUACAAGACUCCAACACAAGCGAGAUGAUAUUCGACAUUGCCACCACGAUCUCCUUCCUCUCGCAAGGCACGACGCUGGAGCGUGGCACGAUUAUUAUGACCGGUACAGGCCCAGGAAUCGGAGCAAUGAGGAAUCCAAAGCUGUCGCUUAAUGCUGAAGACGAUAUGCGGGUAGAGAUUGAACAGAUCGGAACCUUGAUCAACAAGGUGUAUUGGGAGUAG